This is a messenger RNA of Seriola dumerili (greater amberjack), 1224 nucleotides long. RefSeq names its product dehydrogenase/reductase SDR family member 13-like. The record is from RefSeq and is a predicted model, not a curated record. Lineage: Eukaryota; Metazoa; Chordata; Actinopteri; Carangiformes; Carangidae. Bases 110 to 1066 code for a protein of 318 amino acids. The transcript has 6 exons.
GAAGAACCGCUCCGACAGGUGAGUCCCUCCAGGUGGAUACAUAAGCGACAGACCCGAGCUCCUGCGUCACUCCGUGAUUCUCAGGUGGAUCAGACAGACGUGACGAACCAUGUUUCACCUGCUGGUGCUGGCCGGGGUUCUCCUGGGAGGAUACAUCGUCCUCACACAGACGCUCUUCAAAAGAUCCAAGUGCAGAGGCAACGCAGCGGUGGCCGGGAAGACCGUCGUCAUCACAGGAGGGAACACCGGCAUCGGUAAAGCCACGGCACUGCAUCUGGCCAGGAAGGGAGCCAGAGUGAUCCUGGCCUGCCGAAACCGGGCCAAAGCCGAGGCCGCCAUCGCCGAUAUACAACAGGAGACAGGAAGUACUGAUGUUCUCUACAUGCACUUGGACCUGGCCAGCCUGAAGUCCGUCCGCUGCUUCACCGAAAAUUUCCUAAAAGCUGAGUCCAGGCUGGAUCUGCUCAUCAACAACGCUGGUCUGGUGGCCGACGGGCGGACCGAGGACGGUUUUGGCAUCCAGUUCGGUGUGAACCACCUUGGCCACUUCCUGUUGACCUGCCUCCUGCUGGAGAGGCUGAAGGAGGCGGGGGGAGGACGGGUGGUCACCCUGUCCUCCAUGGCUCACCGCUGGGGACACAUCGACUUCGAGGCUCUGGCGGCAAACAGACACCUGGGCACCGGCAGGUACAGUUGGCAGUUCUUCCAGGCGUACUGCAACAGUAAACUAUGCAACGUCCUCUUCACCCACGAGCUCGCCAAGAGGCUGAAAGGAACCAGCGUCACCUGCUACAGCCUCCACCCAGGUGUCGUUCGUACAGAGCUGUCCAGACACGUCAGCCUGUGGCAGAAGAUUUUCAUCGAGCCCGUGGCCCAGCUGCUGUUCCUGGACCCGAAGGCCGGAGCUCAGACCACGCUGCACUGUGCCCUGCAGGAGGGAAUCGAACCUCUGAGCGGACGUUACUUCGCCUGCUGCACUGAACAGGAAGUGUGUGCCAAGGCCAGAGACGAUGCCGUGGCCCGGAAACUGUGGGAGGUCAGCGAGAGGCUCUGUGGACUCUCUUAAGGUGGACUGAACAUGGAGGACUUUAGGAUUUCUCCUUAUCCUAAAUGGAUUAUUAAAUCCAGGAUCUAUGAACCCUCCCUCCGUUAAAAACUGUUUCUUCUGGUGUUAAAGUGUGAUCAGUUUGUGUCUGUACCAGUGUGAAUAUAUCAAUAACAAUG